AUGUGCUUCAGCGAGUUCAUCGGCUACACCUGCGGGCACGCCUCGCUGCCCGUGCUGCGGCCGUGCCCCCUGACCACGGAGCGCCACAGCAACCCGGCCUGCAGCCUGCACGCCCAGCGCCCCUUCCUGGCCGACGAGAUGUGCGGGCCCUGCCAGCGCCUGCUGCACUCGCGCGCCGUGCUGAUCGAGGAGGCCGAGCACCGCUUCAUGCACGAGCGGGCCGUCUGCGGCUGCGAAGUGGUCUUCCCGGAGCUCAUUCGGCCGCGCGCCAUCGGGCCCCCUGCAUCGCCGCCUGAUGAUGAGGACGAGGACGAUGACGGUGAUGCCCUGCAGGGCGAAAGUGGCAUUGGUGAUGGUGAUGGUGGCAGUAGCGCCGAGAAGGAGAACGGCGUCGGCGGACUCGGCGCUCCGAGAGGUAUGGCUGCGGUGGCGGGCACCGCCAUGUUCGUGCCCGCCGCCCGCGGCGCGACUACCUCUGAGAUCCCUCCCCUGUACCAGGAGACCAACACCGGCCACCGCCGCGAGGUGCACGUGCGCCUGCCCUCGCUCUACGGGGCGGAGUGGCUGAGCGACCACCGGAAGGAGCACGAGGCCGGCCGCUGCGGGUGCAAGGCCGUCUUCGCCACCUACCCGGAAGUGAAGAAGGAGGUGAUGCCGGCCGCCACGGACGACGACGAUGACCACGGCGACGACCACGACGACGACGCAAGCAACGCGAAGAAAGCACGGCAUCCCACCAAGAAGGGCAAGAAGAUAUCCUACAGCGUGCCGGCCCGCAGCCCGGCCGAGAUGGCGGCGGGAGCCAAGGCCGAAGCCUCCUCCGACACCCUGUCGCUGAGGCAGCCCCGGCCCAAGCGGCCCGACGGCCUGAACCCGGCCGGCCUCGCCAGCCACGUGCGCGGCCUGUCCUUCCACGACUUCCAGCUGAGCCAGUGGUCCUCCGACUCGUCGACCGGCUCGCCCCAGAUGACCACGCCCGCGCCGUCCUCGGAGCCGAAGAGGGCCCGGGCCCGCUUCGUCGUUGAGGAGAGACGCUUGCCCACGCCCCUGCCAGACAUGCCAGAGCCGCGCCCGGCCGAGGAGAAGAAGGCGGCGCGCCCCAAGGUUGCCGCCCGGAUCGCCGGUGCCGUGUACCAGGUGCCCCCGGCGUUUGCCGGCCGGGUCGGAGCCUUCCUGACGACUGCCAGCUCCUCGUUCGACCAGAGAGGCGACCACACCGGCCUCGUCUUGGAUGCCCAGACGUCUGUCUACCCGUCUCAGAAUCUUCAGCUGGCAGGGCUGCCCAUCGGCGCAGGCCCGGAGGGCUUAGCACCGCACGUCGGCGAUUGGGAAAACUGUGCUCUGAACCGCCAUCUCGAGUCAAACUGA
Molecule: messenger RNA, 1368 nt
Organism: Thyridium curvatum
Lineage: Eukaryota; Fungi; Ascomycota; Sordariomycetes; Thyridiales; Thyridiaceae
Exons: 1
Coding region: 1-1368 (455 amino acids)
Source: RefSeq, a predicted model, not a curated record